Adineta ricciae is the source of this 219-nucleotide messenger RNA. NCBI's taxonomy places the organism in Eukaryota, Metazoa, Rotifera, Eurotatoria, Adinetida, Adinetidae. The record is from the annotation of a GenBank genome assembly.
AUGAUAUCUUCGUUUAUUGUGAUUUCUACUUUAUUAAUCAAUGCGGGUGCAGUGAUUAAUACGAAAUUGAAACGAAAAGAAAUUGGUUUUAUGAUUGAUAAUCCAUCGAUUGGUGAUAAGAUCCGUGAAUUCUUUGCUAGUUUGCAGUAUUUUCGAGUUUUUAUUGCUCUUUGGAAUGUGAUAGUUAUCUUUCUUAUGUUCACUAUGUUUGGUUAUUGA